Molecule: messenger RNA, 884 nt
Organism: Coffea eugenioides
Lineage: Eukaryota; Viridiplantae; Streptophyta; Magnoliopsida; Gentianales; Rubiaceae
Product: protein TIC 20-v, chloroplastic
Exons: 2
Coding region: 51-614 (187 amino acids)
Source: RefSeq, a predicted model, not a curated record
AAACUGAGCGAGAGUCUACCGCAGUCGACUCCAAUUCCCAUCCGGCAGGUAUGGCCACGACCAAUCUUUUGUCCGCCACAGUAACUCCAUCCCUCAUCCACUUGCACAAACCACCGUUAUACUCCACCAUCUUCUCAUCAUCUUCUUCCAAUCCCAGAAUCCCGUCACAGCUGUCAAUUUUCCACCUUACUAGCCCCUCAAAAAGAUCAAAUUUUUCCAGAAGAAACCUCGCAAUAGUUCAAUCUAAAGGCAGCAACUCAGCUGAUGCCCCUGACCGUUUAAUCUCCGCCAUCUGUUACUUCUUCCCCUUCUUUGAUGGCAUCCAGUAUGGAAAGUAUGUCAUCACACAAUUUGCACCGGUUCAAGCUCUCGUUCAGCCUUUGGUCCCAGCUAUAAAGGCUAUUGUUCUUGAUGUGCUCUUGAUUUUCCCUGAUCUUCUGGAGAGGACCUUCAAUCCAAGAGAUGGGGUGGGGUUGGAUUUACUGAUGAGCUUUGACAGCACUGUGUUUUUGUACCUUUUAGUUUGCUUGAUUUAUGGUUCCUCUUCUUGCUUGCUUGGUCAGCUCCCAAGAUUGCCCCUUGUUGCUGAGGCUGCUGAUAGGCAAGUUUUGUGAACUCGUAGCUCAUUUGCUUACCUAUAAAUGAUGCUCUAAUUAUUUUCUCUGCCAUUACGUUAGGACAUCUUAUCGAUGCUUUAGUUAUUAGUGUAAAAGAAGAAUCUUUACUCUGUUUUGUUCUUCAUUUCGACGAUUCAUUUGAUAAUUAGAAUGUCGCCCCUUUUUGUUUCCUGAUACUGGCAGUUAAUAACAGUUGCCCUGAUUCAUAGCUCUUGAUGUUGUUGUUGCUGCUUAAUUGGUUCUGUAACAGGGGUUGAGUUCUGUCUC